Messenger RNA from Sclerotinia sclerotiorum 1980 UF-70, 1680 nucleotides. RefSeq lists its product as hypothetical. Gene Ontology annotation, biological process: transmembrane transport. Gene Ontology annotation, cellular component: membrane. The coding region runs from base 1 to 1680 and encodes 559 amino acids. Gene Ontology annotation, molecular function: ATP binding; ABC-type transporter activity. Lineage: Eukaryota; Fungi; Ascomycota; Leotiomycetes; Helotiales; Sclerotiniaceae. The record is from RefSeq and is a predicted model, not a curated record. The transcript has 11 exons.
AUGGUUUCCUUCGACACCGUUCAGCCAGGCUGGUGUGGAAUCGAUCAAGAUGAUUCGUUCGGGCCAGUACUCAAAGGAUGUCGAGAAAAUUUCGACUUUACUCUUGUUUUUGAAGAAUCAAUCUUAUCACUAGCACCAUCUGCAUUCCUCCUGCUUCUCGUCCCUGCUCGUCUUGUACAGCUUUGGGGAAGCCGGAAGAAAGUUCGCCGUGGUUUUUGGCAGUUAUCGAGAUCAAUUGCUUUCUGUAUCUUGCUCUCCCAGAUUAUUGCAUCAGGUCGUUACACAUAUGAAAACUUAAGAGCUAAUGUUCGCUUAGAAGAGACCACAUCCUCGUUUCAAUACCGAAAACUUUUGGUCUGGAGCAUAGUCAUUUCAAACGUUUCUGUAGGAGCACACUCUUCUCAGGUUGAUAUCACAGAAAUGAAGCCACUGGCAGCAACAAAAUCUAGCAUUAGCAAAGGCACCGCGAUCUCAGUGGUAGAUGCAACAUUUGGAUGGACUAAAAGCGGACAGGCAACAUUGAAAGAAAUUAACAUUGUGAUACAAGCCAGCUCGACAGAAGAGCACGUUUUCAAUAAUGUCUUUGGACCCGAAGGGCUUUUGAAUAAUCUAGGUACCACCGUUAUUGUAGUGACAGAUAAAUCCCACCGACUUAGCAGCGCAAAUCAUAUCAUUGCCAUUGGACAACAGCAGAAAGUAUUAGAACAGGGAGAUUUUACACAGCUAAAGUCUGCAGGAGGUGGAGGUUAUGUGACUAGGCUUCUGAGUCAAGGAGAACCCAAUAUAUCUGUCGAGAAAAAAGAAAAUAUCAAGCCUGAAAAGGAAGCUAUUACUAUCAAGAAAAAUAUAGAAACCGCCACCACUACCGAACUUGAUAAUAAACGACAAAAGGGUGACCUCAGUACUUACAAAUACUUCUGCAAUGCAUCUGGUCCCCGCAAUGUAGCACUUGCUUUAAUUAUGGCCGUGUUAAGUGCAUUCUGCAUGGUGUAUUCAAUUAUCAUACCUCGCUCUAAACAAAUCUUACAUCAGAAUAUAUUGAAAUCUACGCUUGAAGCACCAUUAUCAUCUCUAACCACCACUGAUGUUGGCACAACUAUGAAUCGUAUCGUCUUGACCAUCAUGCGGGCAAUCAUCCUAUGCAUCACUGCUAAGUAUUUUGCCGUCAUAAUCCCAUUCGGACUUGUCGCCGUCUAUUUGAUCCAAAGAUAUUACCUCUUCACAUCACACCAACUGCGACUUCUUGACAUCGAAGCCAAAGCACCACUCUACUCGCAUUUUCUCGAAAAUUUAGACGGACUCGCAACGAUUCGCGCCUAUGGAUGGCAAAAAGCCCUUCUACUAGCAUGUAUUCAACGAUGGUUAGCAUUCGUGCUUGACAUUCUAACUGCUGUGUUUGUGAUCAUUGUGGUGGUGUUUGCCGUGACGGUGAGGAGUUCGAUGACUGCUGCCGAUGUGGGUGUAGCGCUUGCUAAUAUCGUUAGUACGAAUCAGGCGCUUACAAUGCUCAUUAUUUCAUGGACGGGCUUGGAGACCGCCAUAGAAGCGGUUUCUAGAGUGCGUUCUUUUUCUCGUGAUACUCCGUUUGAGGUUCGACAAGAUGUUGAAGAAAUAGAUUUAGAGGAAUGGCGAUCUUCUGGGGCUAUUUCUCUCGAGAAUGUCUCGGCUUCUUAUAGGUGA